Molecule: messenger RNA, 3972 nt
Organism: Spizellomyces punctatus DAOM BR117
Lineage: Eukaryota; Fungi; Chytridiomycota; Chytridiomycetes; Spizellomycetales; Spizellomycetaceae
Product: pentatricopeptide repeat domain-containing protein
Exons: 2
Coding region: 25-3972 (1315 amino acids)
Molecular function (GO): protein binding
Source: RefSeq, a predicted model, not a curated record
CAGCCUCCGCAGAUCGAGCUUACGAUGAGGACAAUGCGUGGGUGUCGGGCAUACCUGUCCGCAGGGGUUGUGGACGGGAUUUCGCAUGCGUCAACCGUGUCUUGCUCUUUUGCACAAAGAAGGGGCUUGCAUGCAUCAGCUUCAAAAAGCGAGCGACAUCUUGCAGAAAGUUUGUACAUGUACACGCAUAGGGUCGCAGGUCCAGGGAGGAAGUACUUUGUGCCACGCUUUCCAUUGGCACAUCCAUUUUCGAAGCGGUUUUCUUCCGGUCCUUCUGAACCAGUUGAAAUUUCCAGCGAACUUGUUCCCCAAUUUCGUACUGCUUUGAAAGGAUCGAAUAAUAUGGAAGUGUGCUGGAAGCUCUUCCUGACUAUCACUACCGCUGCAAGCACCCUCUCGGAGCUUACUCACGCUGAUUACCGCCACUUACUUGUAAGGCUCCGCACAUAUGCUCACCGAUCUAGACUGGAAAGACUUCGUCGCGUGUUGGACCAAAUCCAGCUGGCAGGACUGCACCGGAGUGCUUUUGAAUGGAAUUCAGAGUUGGAUGUUCUCGUCCACCAUGGUCAAUACGAGGAAGCUCGGGCAACUUACGAUAAAAUGAUUGAGGCGAACAUCGAGCCAGAUGUGGAUACGUAUAAUAUUAUGACUCGCUGUGAGGCUACGGCUGCCAAUCCUGAUGCUGCCAAGCACUGGAUAAAAGAAAUGAGGGCCAAUGGUCACUCACCGCACAUUAUUGCCUAUUCGAACUUGGCCAAAGCCUACAUUGCUGCUGGCGACAUCCAUGGUAUGAUGCAAGUGUUAGACUUGAUGAAGGAGAAUGGGCUUACUCCUGGGCCGGACACCUACCAUAUUCUCGUGCGAUAUUGUAUAACAAAGGGGAAUGCGGAAGGGGCGAUGAUGCUAUUAGGAAUGUUGGUGGCGGAGGGCCAUGUGCCAUCCGUGGAGCUUUAUAGUAGCCUUCUAUCCGUCUAUGUGGAUAACGCAGACAUUGAAAGCACGGAGCGGAUAUGGAGAGGAAUGGCAGAUGUAGGAGUCAAGCCGGACACAGAGGCAUACGAGGCAUUAUUGCGAGGUUACGUGGGACGGGAAGAUGAGAUGAAAGUUCGGGAAAUAUUAUCUCAUAUGUCAUCCCAUGGGAUGGUGCUAUCGCUCCAAGCCUACAUAUCACUAAUGGAGAUGUACGGAAAGCUGCAGAAUAAUGGGGAAAUGCGGAAAUGGUACAAAAAGAUGCGAGCUGCUGGAAUUGCGCCGAAUAUCAAAGUUCUCCAAGUUUUAGAUCGCUAUCAUUAUGAGAGAAACGAAUCAAAAGCGUUCGUCAGACUGCUCAAGGACAUAGGGGAUUCGCACAUUGCUGGUACAGAGACCAGUGUGCGACAAUUCAUUCUCAUGCGCCUUGACCGAGCAAGUGGUCGCAAAGAUAUUCGGUAUGCUAAGUGGCUGUAUGACAUUGGCAAGAGAUUGGGCUCUAUGCCACCGGACCACAUACACUUGAAAGUCGCGGAGAAGGCAGCCGCUGACGGACAGUACGAUUUCGGGCUACGUUGUCUAUCUGAUAUUCAGUUCCGAAAACGUCGAAAUCAAAUGUGUGAGGGUUACGAUCGUGUCAUGCGGCUACUGUUACCGGGACUCGAAUUGGAGGAUCGCAUACGGCUGUUUGAGAUUGGCAUUUCUGUAGGAACCACUUUGUCGAUGAAAUCGGAGGAACAUAUUCGACAAGUUCUUCAUUCUGCCGCUCGCUAUAGACAGUUGUUACCUGCCAUACGUCGAUACGUCCAGUCGUCUGGGGGCUUGCGACUGUCGAGGAAUAUGCGAACAAUGGUCGCCGAAGCAUUGCAGGAGCAUGAUAUAGAUGGGGCCGCUGACUUACUGGGUGAAAUGGGACCCCGCUUUUUUCAAAGUGAAGGGGUGCCCCUUUUGAACGGAAAGCAGAUUCUGCAGAAGUUGCUGGAGAGCGGGGACAUGCAGAAGACCUUCGAUUGGUCACAGCGGCUAGCUCCUUUUGGUAUAUACCUUACCACAUGGCAGGCCAACAGACUCCUCGAAUAUCUUCUCGCUCAUGGGCGUAUUGAUGAUGUUAAGAGGUUAAUGUUUAGGAUGGACGAGGCAAGGAAAUCCCACCAGAUCGACGCUAGCCCAAACCAGAUAACAUACAACAUCAUCCUCAAUGGUCUUGCAAGUCAGCAUGAUCAUAAGUUAUUCAACAAGUAUUGGGCCCAGCUACAACAUGCGACACGUUCAUCCCCCGACCAAUUUUCGUACGCCGCGAGGAUAAAGUUCAACCUAAAUAAUGACGACAUGCAAGCAGCCGAAAAGGAUCUGAAACGUUUAGAAACGAAAUUUGGUACUGUGGAUAUGCGGAUCUGGACACUGUUUAUAUCGUACUACUUGAAACGUGGCGAUAUUGCUGGAGCCAGAGCGAUUUUCAGCAGGAUCGAACGAAGGGGCCAGGCUCCUAACACGGUGAUGUUUACGAUGUUGUUGAACUUCCACCUGAAGCGCGCAGAAUUUGAACAAUUAAACGCUAUUGCAGUGGAGAUGAACGAGAAGAACGUCAAACUGAACCAGGUUUCGUACACUGCUCUAAUCAGCGCAGCAGCGAAGCAGGGUGAUCCAGCACAAGCGCAGCGAUUGCUCCUUAAGAUGAAAGCUGAAGGGCUAAAACCUGACGUAAUUAACUACACCGCGAUGAUUGCAGCGUACGCAGCCGACAGAGAUGCGGAGGGGGCUCGCACUGCAUAUCAACAACUCUUGGACGCUGGAUUGACCCCUACAAUGAUGACUAUGAACACGGUUUUAUCUGCAUCCGCACGAACUGGCGACGCUGCUCUCGUUCACUCCUUUCUAGUGCAGAUGGAGCAACACGGCGUCACACCUGAUAGCAGUACCUACGAGACCUUGUGGCAAGGUUACGCAGUCGCUGGUAAUGUACCGGAAAUGGAGAAGGCGCUCAACUCCUAUCUGCGGAUGGCGGGGCACGCGAAAGUGGAUUUGGGUGUAUUUAACAAGUUACUAAGAGGCCAUGCACGGGCUGGAAAUAUCCCAGGUGCCCUCGAAUGUCUCAAAGGGCUCUACGCAGCUGGCUGUACGCCAGAUGCACGGACGUUCACGGCCAUGAUGGAGGUCUGCGCUCGUGGAGGGGACGUAUUGGGAGUCGGCGAGUGGAUUGGCAAAGCUGAAAUGGCUGGGAUAAAGCUCGACGCCAAGGCCAUUGCAAUCGUCGUGGACGGAUUUAUCAAAAGCGGCAACGUGGAUGCAGCGUGGUCUGUGGUGAGACGAGUCACUACAGUCAACCUUGAUGCUGCCGUAUUCCAUCCUUUUGUGGAUCUCUAUGCGGGUCUUCAAGAUGUGGCGAAAAUGCAUGAAGUCCUACAGGAAAUGUACGAACAUGGAGUUAAACCGAACGUAGUUACUUGGACAUGUGUAAUCAAUGGCCUCUCAAAGGCGGGCCUCGCCAACCAAGGUGUGAAGAUCUGGAGUGCGAUGAGGACUGGCGGGGUUGUGACCCAUGAUACGCUUCAAUGGAAAGUGGAUCCUUUAGCGGAUGAAGAGCUGCAAGCUGGCUGCGGUCCUUUGAUCGCUGUCGUUUUUGAUGCAUUCGGGUUCGGCGACAUGGUAAAAGAAGCCAAGCGGUAUUGGGCUCAAUUGAAAAGCGAAGGCAAAGCCUUGAAUGAAAAUCAUCUUGCCAGUUACGUAGAGUGUCUCUCGCGGUGCGGCUUGGUCGAUGAAGCUUAUGAUAUUGUCGUGAAAGGCGACGGUCCACAGGCGGGAACGAAAACGUUUGGGACAUUGUUGAGUAUGCUGAUGAGGGAGCAAAGAUUAGAUUGGGCUAGAGAUGUUUUGAAUCUUAUUGAGCAUCAAGGCGUGUGGGUAAUGGAUGCUGUAAAAAGGAAGUAUCCUGGGUUAGUGGAGGACAUCCUCAGUGUGGAGGUGAUUGAAAAUGGCACUAGGACCCAUUAUUAUCCGGAUUAA